UCCCCUUGGCCAUCCGUUCGCGACCCUUAACGACGGCCGGCGGGCACGACUGCGCCGCAUUUACGUUUCAGUAGUCGCAAAGCGCGAACCGACCUCGAUCGUCUCUCUUGUUUCGCUCCUCUCGCCGCUCUCGGUUUUUCCAGCGCUUGCUCACACUCUUUUCCUCUUUCCCUCCGGCGGAGCGUGCGCGCGAAUUGCACGUGCGAUCGGCACGAUUUCGUUCCAGAAGCCGCCUGCCUGUUGCAACACCUCGGCGCGCUGAUUCUCCGGCCAGCGAAGUUCACGUGAAACGAACUCGUGAAAAUCGUGCCUCACGGUCUCGGUUCCGGCGCGUUCCGAACCUGAGGAGUCCAGCGCGAGCCGAGCGCUCGUGGCCUGCGUCUUGGGACCGUCGGCGCCUUCGUCAUUUUUCAUUCGUUCUCGUCUUUUCCAUUAGUCGUCGUCGCAUACCGUAUCCUCAGUGGGAUGACGGGACCAAAGGUGCGCGUGGAUUCGCCGGGGUUGCGCUAUACGGACGACUUCAUCGAGGCAGAAUACGAAUACCAGACGACAAGCGUGACCGGCGACAACAAUGACGACGAGGAUGUAUACACGGUAAAACCAACAUCGACGAAACUACUGAUAAGGACUGUGAUGAAAGUUCCCAAGUUGGGUUUAAUGUUGGUGGGCUGGGGUGGUAACAACGGCAGCACUAUAACAGCAGCCCUAUUGGCAAACAAGUUUAAAUUAUCAUGGGAGACAAAGGAGGGUGUGAAGUUUGCAAACUGGUACGGCUCCCUGACGCAAGCGUCCACCGUCAGGCUCGGCAGGUCGAGUAAAGGCGAAGUGUACGUGCCCAUGUCCAGCAUGUUGCCCAUGUUGAACCCCGAUGAUAUUGAGAUUGAUGGCUGGGACAUCUCCAACAUGAACCUCGCAGAGGCAAUAGCACGCGCGAAGGUGCUGGACACGAAUCUACAGUUGCAGCUGCGAUCACAUAUGACACAUAUGCGGCCACGCAAGAGUAUAUAUUAUUCCGACUUCAUUGCCCCGAACCAAAAUAAAAGAGCGAAUAACGUCAUUUCGGGGAGUAAGUCCGAGCAAUUGAAGUUAAUCCGCUCCGAUAUCGUGGAAUUCAUGAGCACGAAGAAUCUAGACCAGGUGAUCGUCCUGUGGACCGCCAAUACCGAGAGAUUUUCGAAGAUAAUCCCAGAUGUUAACGAUACGAGUGACAAUCUGCUGAAGGCGAUCGAGGAGGAUCAUCCGGAGAUUAGUCCUAGCACUAUGUUCGCUGUAGCUGCGGCUUUAGAAGGAUGUACUUACAUCAACGGCUCGCCACAGAACACAUUCGUGCCGGGCGCAUUGGAGCUGGCCGAGAAACAGAAAACCUUCGUCGGUGGUGACGACUUCAAGUCUGGUCAAACGAAGCUCAAGUCUGUGCUGGUGGAUUUCCUCGUGUCGGCCGGCAUCAAGCCAGUGUCGAUCGUCAGCUACAAUCAUUUAGGGAACAACGAUGGUUACAAUCUGUCUGCGCCGCAGCAGUUUCGCUCAAAGGAAAUCUCCAAGAACCAUGUCGUGGACGAUAUGGUAGAGUCCAACAAGAUUCUUUACAAACCCGGAGAGAAGCCAGAUCAUUGCGUCGUUAUCAAAUACGUUCCCUACGUCGGCGACAGCAAAAGAGCCAUGGACGAGUACACGUCCGAAAUCAUGCUUGGCGGUCACAACACCAUCGUCAUCCAUAAUACAUGCGAAGAUUCGCUCCUAGCAUCUCCCAUUAUACUUGACCUGGUGAUUCUCGCCGAGCUUUGCUCUCGCAUCACUUUUAAAAAAGCAGACGACACUGAGGACUUCUCUGGCUUCCAUAGUGUCCUGUCAAUAUUAUCUUACUUGUGUAAAGCUCCCCUUGUGCCUUUAGGGACACCUGUGGUGAAUGCUCUCUUUCGACAACGAGCUGCCAUUGAGAAUAUCCUGAGAGCUUGUUUAUCCUUACCCCCGGAUAACAACAUGUUGCUGGAACACAAAAUCACUUUCGAGAUAUAAAAGAGCUGAGAAGAUUGGAACGACUUAUAAAAGAUUGUCUUUAUCAAAGAGAGGAAAGAGAAGAGUCCGCGAUGAGUCCUUCAAAAUUUCGUGAAUAAUCCCUUUCUUUUUAAAAGUCGAGCCAAAUAGAGAAUGAAAAUUUCCUCACUGUGUCGGUCGAAAUUGAU
Messenger RNA from Harpegnathos saltator (Jerdon's jumping ant), 2183 nucleotides. RefSeq names its product Inositol-3-phosphate synthase (gene Inos). The coding region runs from base 466 to 2016 and encodes 516 amino acids. The transcript is spliced from 8 exons. Gene Ontology annotation, biological process: phospholipid biosynthetic process; inositol biosynthetic process. Gene Ontology annotation, molecular function: inositol-3-phosphate synthase activity. Lineage: Eukaryota; Metazoa; Arthropoda; Insecta; Hymenoptera; Formicidae. The record is from RefSeq and is a predicted model, not a curated record.